CAAACCCUUCGUUGGUUUCAUCUCUUAACCCUACCGCUUUUGAUUGACCUCCAAACGCCGCCUUCUCCCUCUCUCUCAAACCUUCGUAGGUUUCAUCUCGUCUCGUCACCUUGUUCUUCAGAUCGGAGCCGCGGAUCGGUUGAAGACUACCCCUUGUCUCUUUGAUCCCGACUUUCUCCAAGUCUUCUGCUUUCUGUUUCCGUGUUCCUUGGUCUUCCUCUGGCAUGGAAUUGACCGGACCAAGAUGGAAGGGAAAGGGGUUUGCGGAGACAGCUCUUGCGAAUCCCAUGUCGGAAAUUGUCUCUCGAUUGCGAACCUCUUUAAGUCCAUCGAUGCCAAAUGCGUUGCUUUCUGGUUGCAUUGCUCUUCUCGAAGCCGAACCGGAGGCCGCUGACCUUCUCGAGCGAGCCUCGAUCGGCAAAAACAUCACCACCUUCGGACGGGACAAGCAGUGCUUCCAGUUGGGUCCGGAGGAGUCCUUCUACUUGUAUCAUGGUCUGACGUGCAUCAGGAUUACGAGGGAGGACGGAACUGCCAUGGCAGAUGCAGAGCUGUGGAACCACUUCUGCUCUCAAAGGAAAGCGUUCCCCGAGCUCUACAAGGCGUACUCACAUCUGAGAUCGAAGAAUUGGGUGGUGCGCUCGGGCACUCAUUAUGGCGCAGACUUCGUGGCUUACAGGCAUCACCCUGCACUCGUUCACGCAGAGUACGCAGUGCUUGUUAUACCAGAGAAUGAUGGCAAGGCUAGCAGUACUCGUUUGAGUGCAUGGCCUGACCUUUGCUGCUCUCUACGUUUGAGUGGCUCUGUUGCAAAGACGCUGCUAAUUCUCUAUGUGAGCAGCUGCAGUAGGGAUAGGAGUUCAGUGUGCAGCUCGGAGGAAUUUAGUGUCGACGAGCGAAUCAUCCGAAGAUGGAUCCCAGAGAGGUCUCGAGAGGGCAAAUGCUUGGCGGGAGAUGAUGAAGUUCAAUGAAAGGAUUCCGACUUUCUGAUUAUGUAGCUCCAUUUGUGUUCUGUUGAUGAAAAUGAUCCAGUGAAUGAAUGCAGACGAGUGGAUAAGAUAUCUUGAGCUAGAAUUUAGUAUAGUUGUGGUUCAGACUGGAUGAAUGAUGUUUUAAUCCGGUUGGACUGUUUGCAUGACGAUCACCAUGGUUUCUUUGGUUUUUUGUUUUCUAUUUUGAUUCUGAGUACGUCGGCCAAAGAGAUGGAUGGGCCACUUUUAAUGUAUCAAGAAGGUUGCUUUGGAAGUGGUUAUUGAAUUGUUCAAAUUCUUACAGUCGAUGGGUGGCCUCAUCGCCACUAGCACUAGCACCUCUAAGUCUCCUGCCAGUGUGUGCUUUGGUUUGACUUGGGGGGAGAUGGUGUUUCAGUGAAUAUGAUUGAGUUGAGUUAGAUUAUUAUAUGAGGAGUUGGGCUCUCAAGAGCACUUGAACUGCAGCAUGAUAGUUGAUGCAAGGUGCCUGUUUGACGAUAUGCCUGAAAGGGACAUCAUGUUGUGGAUUACUAAUAUAGCCAGGCUUGUGGAAGCAAUGAAUAGCGAUUUGAUCUGUUCUUUUGAUUUGGAGGGGAGGUAUCAAAUGCCAGUCCAUGAAUGUUGGCAACCAUGGUUCGUAACUACUGGUUUGGGCUACAUUUUCGCUGGAGCAAAGUAGGUCUUUGAUGAGAUACAUGAGAAGAUGGUUGGAGGAUGAAAACACCGUUAUAUUGGCGUAUGCUCUUCACGGUCACAACGAGAAAGCUCUGGACAUGUACUACGAGAUGUGUGGUGUUAACAUUCGGAUGGACUUAUUUUAAGAAUUGUGCUAGAUUCCGCUUAUUGGACAUGUGAAGCAAGGUCAUGUAAGUACUAUCCGCAAUGGCUUUGUGUUUGAUAUGGUGGCAAACAUUGCUCUGUUUGACUUAUACUGUUAAGUGUGGCACGAUGGAAGAUGCUAGGAAUCAUUUUUAAGAUGCCUCACAAGAAUCUUUAAUCUUGGAAUUCUCUGAUAGGCAGCUAUGCCAACCAUGGGAUGGUAAUUGAGUCUGUCAAGACUUUUGAGAGGAUGUUGAAGGGAUUGUCCCGGACAGUGUAAUGAUUCUUGCCAUCUUAUGUGUGUACUUUGGCUUAUUACACAAGGGGAGGGAGACUUUGAGGUCAUGAUUCAAGAUCCAAAGAAUAGUCACGAGCAACACAUCGUCCAUGUAUGAUCAAGUUGUUUGGUUGAGGACUGUUGGAUGAAGAUUAUGCUUUGAUAAAGAAUGCUGCUUUUAGCCACACUAGGAACAUAUGGAUGGUUUUGCCGACCGAUGGCUUAUAGAGAUCACAGGAUCUUGGAGCUGGGGAAAUUUGCAGCAGAACAGCUUUUGGUUUGGGACAUGAAGAAUUAAGCACUUGCACAGUACCUCUGAAAGAUUAAGAGCUUACAGAGUGCUCACUUACACAGUACUUAUGAAAGAUUAAGUCCUUACAGAGUGCUUCUUCAAAUAUGCAAUAGAUCUGAGAUGGUGGAUGAGGUUUCCAAGGUUUCAGAAUCUAGAAGAACUGAAGAAGGGUCAUCGGACUUCUUCCAGCUUGCGUUUGGAUUGAGAUCGAGAAGUGGCUGCACAAUUAAACCUCAUCCGCAAAGUCUUGAAAUUUAUGAGAAACUAGAUCCAAUGAUGGGUGAGAUAGUGGAACUCGGUUAUGUUACCGAGAAACUGGUGAUUGCUUUUACUUCUCUGAAAAUUGUCCAAAGCCAUAGGAACUGCACUGAUUGUCAUAUUGUGAUUAAGCUGCUGACAUCUAUUAUAAAAUCGGAAGUUGUCGCAAAGAAUGCAAGUUGAUUUCA
Molecule: messenger RNA, 2805 nt
Organism: Musa acuminata subsp. malaccensis (wild Malaysian banana)
Lineage: Eukaryota; Viridiplantae; Streptophyta; Magnoliopsida; Zingiberales; Musaceae
Product: probable tRNA-splicing endonuclease subunit Sen2
Biological process (GO): tRNA splicing, via endonucleolytic cleavage and ligation; tRNA-type intron splice site recognition and cleavage
Cellular component (GO): tRNA-intron endonuclease complex
Molecular function (GO): nucleic acid binding; tRNA-intron lyase activity
Source: RefSeq, a predicted model, not a curated record